UUCGAACCGUCUCAGUUGUCGGUGAGGCCGGCGGGGCGGAUCCCACACUAGAGUGAAAGAGAAAAUAAAGCAACACAACAAUAAUAACAACAACUUGGCCGUUUCGUGCAUUUCGCUAGCAAGCUCCCCUGUGGAUAUAAAAUAUCAAGAUGCCCUCAGCAAUGAAUGCAAACAGAGCACUGCAGACUGCCAGCCCAGAUGUGGGAUCCGCUCCAGGAUCAAUGGGCAAUGUUCCACUUGGAGGGGGACAGUCUGAAGUUUUGAAGCAAGUGCUGGGUGUCAUUGAGAAGAAGGUCCGCAACAUGGAAAAGAAAAAGAGCAAACUGGAUGAUUAUCAAGUCAGGAAGGAGAGUGGGGAACGACUCAAUCAGGACCAGCUGGAGGCCCUCUCCAAAUAUCAAGAAAUCACGCAUAAUUUGGAAUUUGCACGAGAGUUGCAGAAGACAUUCGUGACACUGGGACAAGAUCUCCAGAAGGUGGUAAAGAAGUCUGUGCGGCGGGAGCAGCUGCAGCGCGAUGAAGCAGAACAGAGGAGGCUGAGGACAAUUUUGGAGUUGCAGUUCCUCCUGGACCGACUGGGAGAUGAAACUGUGCGACAGGACCUGAAGCAGGGACUCUGUGGCUCACCACUGUUGACAGAUGCAGACCUUGCAGCUUUUGAUGAGUUCUACAAAUUAGUUGGGCCAGAUCGAGAUCAAAGUGUUAGUCAAUCAUGCAACAUCUCUACACAUCUCAGGUUGGUUGACCAGUAUGAAGAAGCAUCGGUUCAUCUCUGGGACCUGUUGGAAGGAAAGGACAUGGCUGUGGUUGGGACAACAUACAAAGCACUGAGGGAGACCUUGGACCAGGUUCUGCAGAGCGGGUACUUUGACAGGGUCCAGUCUCAUCAAAAUGGAGUUUGUGAGGAGGAAGAGGAGGAGGAGGAGCCAGCAGCAGCAGCAGCAGCAGUGGCAGCAGCAGCAGCAGCAGCAUCAGGAGCAGCUGAAUCGUCGGAAGCUGAGGAGCAGACGGUUGAUCAAGAAACUGAAAUAAUUGAGGAGUUCACAGAGCCCAUUGAGGUGGAAACGACAGAAUUUGUAAAUAGACAGUUCAUUCCAGACAGCACAUACAGUGGCAGUGAGAAGGAGCAGGGGGAUGAGUGGACCACAGACACAGAGGCAGUUGGUACCAUGCUGCAGCAGCAGCAGCAGCAGCAGCCUGUGCAGCCUAUGGCUUCACCUGUUACCUUGGAGACCCACCCCUUGACUUUAACAUCCCCUGUUCCACCUACUGACCCACUGGUCAGGAAGCAGGUGGUGCAGGACUUAAUGGCACAGAUGCAGGGAACAUACAACUUCAUGCAGGACUCGAUGCUGGAGUUUGACGGACAGCCUGUUGACUCUGCCAUUGUAUCGGCGCAACCUAUGAACCCCGCUCAGAGCAUCGACUUAACACAGAUGGUGUGUCCUCCAGUUCAGGCAGAGUCUCGGCUAUCACAACCCAACACUGUUCCUGUCCAACCUGAGCCUACGCAAGUCCCCAUCGUCUCCCCAACACCGCCCCCCAUGUAUCAGACCUCUCACACGCCAGAUCCUCGACCUUCUUCAGAACCCCUCGACCCCAUCCAGACCUCAAUGUCAUUGUCAUCAGAGCAGCCUCCGCCCUCCACAGCUCUUUCCCCUGCCUCUCAGACGCAGGUUUUCCAGCCUGUUUCCAAAGCUCCUCACAGCAGUGGCAUCAAUGUCAAUGCAGCACCAUUCCAAUCAAUGCAGACAGUGUUCAACCUCAAUGCCCCAGUCCCGCCAGCUAAUGAGACGGAGGCCUUGAACCAGGCCAACCAGUACCAAAACAACUACAACCAGGCUUUCAGUAACCAGUCGCAGCAUCCUGUGGAGCAGACAGACAUGCAGUCAGAACAGCUACAGUCUGUAGUUGGUGCUUUCCAUUCCCAAGACCAGUCAGGAGGCCAUCAGCAGCCGUCUCCGCAGGGCCCAGGCUUUGGCAGACAGGCUCAGUCCUUCUACAAUAGCAGAGGUAUGUCUCGUGGUGGACCCCGUAAUGCCAGGGGUAUGAUCAACGGCUACAGAGGCUCCUCAAAUGGAUUCAGAGGUGGCUAUGAUGGUUAUCGUCCUCCUUUUGCCAACACUCCAAACUCUGGUUAUGGACAGACUCAGUUCAACACACCCCGUGAUUACUCGAAUGGAAAUUAUCAGAGGGACGGUUACCAACAGAACUACAAGCGUGGAGCUGGUCAGGGACCCAGAGGAAUGUCAAGAGGCAGCACUCAGGCAAUGCGAUCCUGAGGGGGGAGAGGCCUUUCUUAAUGACUGUGACUGAUUUAAUUGCACCACACUGAAAAUUCUAAAUUCAUCCAUGCAUUUGCCCCAGCUCACUCAUGUCCUUUUUUCUGUUUGUUCAUCAGUGGUAUUUUUCCUGUUUCUUUAGUCAAAGUAAAUGUCUGCUUUGAUUUUUGGAAAUACAUCAUUUAAAGUCUAAAACACAAGGUAAGUUGUAAAUCUAAUAAUUGAUUUACACACACCAUGUGUCACAAUAUUCCUGUAAACUUGAAAGAUUUCAUAAGUUAUUUUUUGUAUUAAAAAUGCACCUGCCACUGCUGGUCCAAUCCUUGGGAGUUCAAUCCCUUUCUCGGUUCUUUUGUCAUUUUGAUUCUAAAAAAAUAAGCCUUUUAUGUUCAGUGAGCUCCCGUUUUCUUGUUUGUAAAUUGAUGUUGCUUCAAGAGUUUCAAUAAAGUUGUGUUGCAUA
This is a messenger RNA of Solea senegalensis (Senegalese sole), 2742 nucleotides long. It is a transcript of the gene caprin1b, whose product is annotated as cell cycle associated protein 1b. Bases 150 to 2282 code for a protein of 710 amino acids. The transcript has 18 exons. Gene Ontology annotation, molecular function: RNA binding. The record is from RefSeq and is a predicted model, not a curated record. Gene Ontology annotation, cellular component: cytoplasm. NCBI's taxonomy places the organism in Eukaryota, Metazoa, Chordata, Actinopteri, Pleuronectiformes, Soleidae.